GGGGGAAACCAAGCUGGAGCUGAAAAGGAAGGAAGGAAGGGCAGGAGGGCCGCCCUUGUAACCCGAGCAGAAGGAGAGAGAAGAGGGCGAGGCCGGUGGAGGAGGAGGAGGAGGAGAAGGAAAAGAAGGAGAAAGCCAGGGGCCGGGCUUACCUGUGGAACCAGUCCAGCAGCUCCACCGAAGGAGAAGGAAGACUCCAAGCCUUGAGAGAGAGAGAGAGAAAGAGAGAGGAGGGAGGGAGGGAAAUAGUACCUCGACUUGGAUCUUUUCCCCUUUCACCCACGCGCGAUGGAGUUCCUUCGUGGGGUUGCUUUGCUGCUGCUUCUUGCUGCCACUGUUUCUUGCCAAGAGGGAUGUGUGUGCGAGAAGAACAAACGGACAGGAGACUGCGUUCAAGUCGGCAACAUCUGCCAAUGCAAAUCUCUUGGAUCUAAUACCACAGUGAACUGUUCAACAUUGACAUCAAAAUGCCUGUUGAUGAAAGCGGAAAUGUUUGGCACAGGGAGUGGCAGAAGGGGAAGACCCAAAACAGCCUACAUAGAUAACGAUGGCAUUUAUAACCCGGAAUGUGACAACAGUGGUAAAUUCAAAGCUAAGCAGUGCAAUGGGACAACCACUUGCUGGUGCGUGAACAGUGCUGGAGUUCGAAGAACUGAAAAGGGCGAUCUGGACCUGACAUGCAGCGAGGUCGUAAGGACAAGUUGGAUUAUUAUGGAAAUGAAACAUGACGACAGAAAUAGUCCUGUGGACCAAGCCACCCUUGCAAGGGAAAUCAAAGAUUCAUUCAGUCGGCGUUAUGGUUUGGAUCCAAAGCACAUACAUGUUGAGUAUGAAGACCCUUACAUUUUUAUUGAUUUGAAACAAAAUGUUUCUGAGAAAUCUGUUGGAGAUGUGGACAUAGCAGAUGUGGCAUACUACUUUGAAAAAGAUGUUAAAGAGGACCCCUUGAUCUCAAGUGGCCGAUUUGAUAUUCCGAUUGCCGGAGAAACUCUGAAACUCAGGGAUGCUGUAAUCUACUAUGUUGAUGAAAAGCCACCAGAGUUCUCAAUGAAAGGCCUGACAGCUGGAGUUAUUGCUGUAAUUGUGGUUGUAAUCCUGGCAAUAGUUGCUGGUAUUCUUGUAUUGGUCUUUACUAGAAGAAAGAGGGGAAAAUACGAAAAGGCUGAGAUAAAAGAAUUGAAUGAAAUACCAAGAGAACGAAACUCGUAAAUGCUGUAAUAUGAAACAGAAGAAUGAAUGCAGCAAAGGUGUAAAAACUUCUUGAAGUCUAGGCAUAUGGACACUUCAGUUUUAUAUUUUCCUGUAGUUUAGUGAGAGGAUUACUUUUAUUGAGCCUAGAGUGUUCCGUUUUGGGGGAUGUAAACUAUUUUAAAAUUUGAGAACUUGUUUGUCCAGAUUAGUGUCAUUCCUUUGUCACAGUUACGAUUGUAACACUCGCAAUACCUUAUAAUUGGAUGUAUGCUUAGACACCAUUUCAUGUAAACGUUUUAGAAAUGUCUAGCAAAUGUUCGUUGCUAAAUAACUCUUGCAUACAGUAAAAUGCAGCGUGUUUUCUAAUGUUUGUACAUAUUUUUCUUCAAAUUUGCUGGAUUUUUUUACACAUAAUUAAUAAAUUCUGGAACAAA
Messenger RNA from Anolis sagrei ordinatus, 1625 nucleotides. RefSeq names its product epithelial cell adhesion molecule (gene EPCAM). Gene Ontology annotation, cellular component: membrane; bicellular tight junction. NCBI's taxonomy places the organism in Eukaryota, Metazoa, Chordata, Lepidosauria, Squamata, Anolidae. Gene Ontology annotation, molecular function: cadherin binding involved in cell-cell adhesion. The record is from RefSeq and is a predicted model, not a curated record.